AGAAACAGGCUGAUUUCAGGAGAACGCACAGGUGUUUCCAUUGCGCGCACCCCAGAUUCCCACAGAGGAGCCCCCCCAGCCGUCGCACCCCGCCCGCCCUCAUUGGGUCUGGUCUUCAGGGUUGGGGCCCCCCCGGAAGCUAUAAAAAGCUGAACUGGGGAAAGCAAGCUCGGGUUUCUGUGUGGUCGCCCGGCACAGGCUGGGACAGAGGCAGAAGCGCGGGGUCCACAGACGGAACCCCCAGGCCACCUGGACGCGAGCCAGGAGGGGCUUGUCUCACGCUGGACUUCACUCUGCACCCCAGCUCACUCCCCCUCCCAUGGGAGCCGCCCCCCAUGGCCGGGCUCUGGCUGGCUGUGUUCCUGACGCCCGUCUGCUGUCUGCUGAGGGACCAAGCUCUAAACCCACCGAUUACCAACUUGAGGAUGGUGCCUGAAAGAAAACAGUUGACCUGGAACAACACCAAGAAUAUCUCCAGCGUUGAGUGCUACGUGGAUUCCAGGCUCUUCAGAAAGUCAGAAAACAAUGUUGCCUGCAAGAUUUUUGUGCUUUCCAAAUGCAAAGCCUCAAACUUUACAGUCAAGGUCACCAUGGUCGACGAUGAGCCAUUUUCCACGUGGAUUGAGUAUCCCAAGCCAGAAGGGAACCCUGGGGCGGCCGCCAAGGACCUGCAUUGCAAGGUUCACGACGUGGACUUCCUGACGUGCACCUGGGCGGUGGGCAGCGAGGCCCCCAACGACACCCAGUAUCACUUUACCUUGGAGAAUGUGGAGACCAACCAGAGGUGGGAGUGUCCGCACUACACAUCGAAUGAGCGGGGGACACAUGUCCGGUGUCAGUUUGAUAAGAUCUCUAGGUUUCCCGAAAACCAAUACCGCUUCUUGGUGGAAGGUGUCAGCACGGAAGGCGGAAUCCUCUGCUCGGAGUUCUUCGAGCGUCUAGAGGAUAUUGAGGAGUUGAUUGCGCCCAACAUAACCGCCACCUGUAACGAGUCUCUUGCUUUGAUGGAAUGGGAGAUGGCCAGUCUCUUCCACAGGAAUUUUGAGUACAACCUGGAAAUCCAGCAGGGCACAGAGCCUCCGUCCAGUCACAAGGUCUACGGUAAGCAGUGGACACUGAACAACCCUGGGACCUUCACGGUGAAAAUCCAAGCCUUGGCCGGGCUCUGGAGUGCUCCCCAGCGCUUUGAGUGUGGCCGCGCGGGGGGCGCGCUCCACCAACUCUGGCUGACGGCGUCGCUGAUCGCGCUGGCCGCGGUGCUCACCGUGGGGGUCGCCGUCGUCCUCUGCAGGAGGUACUCGGUGCUGAAGAAGCUUCUCCCUCCCAUCCCGCACAUGAAGGACCCCUUGAGGGACACCUGCCAGGGGGAGAAAAUAAUGGCCUGGGAGGCCGGCCCGCUCACCCAGGACUGUCCCGUGGCUGAGGUGCAGGUUUUGAAGGAAACAUGAGCUGCACCUGGUUCUGGGCCAGCCAGGCACACACAACCCGCCAGCCGUGGGAUGAGGGGACGUGUCGGGGGGCGGGCGCGGGGCACCCCAUGCAGUGUUCACUGACCUGCCACAAAAAGAACGGAAUAAAGUGCUUUCUCAGCCACACGCUGACUCCCCGACCCCAGCAGUGUCUUGUCGGUAAGGGCAGUGGGGCCCCGGGAAACCCCUCUGGCCCAGCACAGCCCACAGACGCUGUAGGAC
Molossus molossus (Pallas's mastiff bat) is the source of this 1691-nucleotide messenger RNA. RefSeq names its product interleukin 3 receptor subunit alpha (gene IL3RA). The record is from RefSeq and is a predicted model, not a curated record. The coding region runs from base 336 to 1448 and encodes 370 amino acids. The transcript is spliced from 12 exons. Lineage: Eukaryota; Metazoa; Chordata; Mammalia; Chiroptera; Molossidae. Gene Ontology annotation, molecular function: protein binding.